This is a messenger RNA of Hyposmocoma kahamanoa, 1512 nucleotides long. It is a transcript of the gene ZnT86D, whose product is annotated as zinc transporter 7. The record is from RefSeq and is a predicted model, not a curated record. Gene Ontology annotation, biological process: transmembrane transport; zinc ion transport; intracellular zinc ion homeostasis. Lineage: Eukaryota; Metazoa; Arthropoda; Insecta; Lepidoptera; Cosmopterigidae. Gene Ontology annotation, cellular component: Golgi apparatus; membrane. Gene Ontology annotation, molecular function: zinc ion transmembrane transporter activity. The transcript has 3 exons. The coding region runs from base 220 to 1257 and encodes 345 amino acids.
AUUGAAGCGUAUGUGAUUCGGUCGGCAUAUGGUUCUGGUACAUAAUGCUCGUUGUCCUUUCUUAGGCACUUCCUUAUUUUUGCGCUAGAAGAGUUCUUAUCUUGCGAGGUUAGGUACCGCUUGUCAAGUACACGUAUGCAGUGUUUCUAAAGUUUUGGUGAUUUCUGUGUAAUUAGGCCUGAGAUGACGUGAAAGCCUGUACGUAUCCCAAGAGUCAUCAUGUUGCCGCUCACACAGAAGGACACGCGUCUGUCGCGCGGGCCUUUCGGACGCCUUAGCGAGAAAUUACAAAACUGGAUGAGACUAAUUUAUUCCGAUAGGAAUUCAAGGAAUCUGUUCCUUUUCCUUCUACUUAAUUUGUCCUUCGCAUUUGUUGAGUUGUUCUAUGGAGUAUGGACAAACAGUUUAGGUCUAAUUUCGGAUGCAUUCCAUAUGUUCUUCGAUUGCACAGGCCUGGUGGCAGGUCUGGCUGCGUCACUAGUAUCCAAAUGGCGUGCGAACGAGAGAUAUUCUUAUGGCUAUGCACGAGCUGAAGUGCUAGCUGGUUUUGUGAAUGGACUCUUUUUACUAUUUAUUGCAUUUUUCAUCAUGAGUGAAGCUGUGGAAAGAGCUAUUGAGCCACCUGAGGUAAAACACGAGCGACUACUACUCGUGUCGAUUCUCGGGUUCUUAGUGAACCUAGUGGGUAUCUACGCAUUCCAUCACGGCCACGCGCACGGCCACGGUGGCCACGGUCACUCCCACGGCGGCCACGGCCACUCGCACAACCACCACGGGCAUUCGCACGAUGACAUCGAAGCCCCGACUGGAGAAGGAUCCGCCAUCAUGCGCGGAGUCUUCCUCCACGUCCUGGCCGAUACAUUAGGAUCUGUAGGGGUUAUUAUAUCAGCGAUACUUAUGAGAAUGUUCGGAUGGAUGCGAGCAGACCCGAUUUGCUCGAUGGCAAUAGCUCUACUUAUAGCGGGAAGUGUUCUGCCUUUAGUGCGUGAUUCGGCUGGUGUGUUAAUGCAACGGACUCCUUCCGCGAUCGAAAGAAUGCUGCCCAACUUAUAUACUAGAGUUGUAGGUCUAGCCGGCGUCCACGCGGUGCAAGAGCCGCAUUUCUGGACGUUAUGCAGCAACGUACACGUAGGUGCCAUUAAAUUAGAAGUUGCGAAAGAAGUUGAUCCACGAUAUGUUACAGAACAAGCUGGUAGGAUCUUCAGAGAAGCCGGAGUAAAACACUUAACAGUACAGUUGGACUACUCGCCUCUCUGAUCUUCGUAGAAUCACAAAUGUACAGUUUAUUUCCACAUAGUGGAGAAAAUUUUAUUGUAUAUAAGCAAUGUAAUGUAUUUAAUUAAAUUUUGUUUGUAUACUACGUGCGAUUAUCGCUGCUAACAGAUUGACUGCAGCCAAGAUCACGACUGUGUAAAGUUGAUAACAACUUCACGCAUUAACUGCAUGCAGUCGAUCUCGGUUGCAUGAAGUUGGUUUCGACUCCAUGCAGUUAAUGCAUGAAGUAAUUAUCCG